Molecule: messenger RNA, 1628 nt
Organism: Coccinella septempunctata (seven-spotted ladybird)
Lineage: Eukaryota; Metazoa; Arthropoda; Insecta; Coleoptera; Coccinellidae
Product: tubulin alpha-3 chain-like
Exons: 6
Coding region: 157-1494 (445 amino acids)
Biological process (GO): microtubule cytoskeleton organization; mitotic cell cycle
Cellular component (GO): cytoplasm; microtubule
Molecular function (GO): structural constituent of cytoskeleton; GTP binding
Source: RefSeq, a predicted model, not a curated record
UUAUCAUUCAUCAUUUUGUUUCUCGGAUGUCAAUGCGCCAAUAUGUGAUAUUGAAAUUGCAAUCAAUGUGUUUGUUAUCGUUAAAUUUUUUCCAUUUUCAAGUGUGAAAUUGAAGUUGAAGUUACUCUCUACCGUGUUCCAUUAUAGCAUCCCAAAAUGUCUGACAUUAUAUCCCUCCAUAUUGGCCAAGCAGGCGUUCAAAUGGGAAACUGCUGUUGGGAACUGUACUGUCUGGAACACGGAAUCAAUAAGGAUGGUACAAGAAAAGAAAAAAUCGAGGGAGAUAGAUGCUCUACAUUUUUUACCGAAACAGAUUGCGGUAGAUUCGCGCCAAAAGCCAUUUUUAUCGAUCUAGAACCCAGUGUGAUAGAUUCCGUGAAAACUGGUCAAAUGAAAGGGCUGUAUCAUCCAGAUCAGAUGAUCACCCAUAAAGAAGAUGCAGCAAACAAUUUCGCCAGAGGCCAUUAUUCAAUAGGAAAAGAAGUUAUAGAUCCAGUCAUGGACUGCAUAAGGAAAGUAGCAAGCAAAUGUGAAAGCCUUCAAGGCUUCAUGAUAUUCCGUUCAUUCGGAGGAGGCACAGGAUCAGGAUUCACGUCUCUCCUUCUCACCAAGUUGAACGAGGAAUACUCAAAGGCCAGCAAGUUAGAAUUCUCUGUCUAUCCUUCACCAAGAGUUUCCACGAGCAUUGUGGAACCUUACAAUGCCAUUUUUACAACCCACACUAACCUAGAAACCUCUACGUGUACGUUUAUAAUGGAUAACGAAGCAACUUUCGACCUCUGUUAUAAAAAAUUGGGGAUAGAGCGGCCAAAUUAUGUGAACUUGAACCGGUUGAUAGCGCAGGUUGUUUCUUCAACGACCACAUCCCUGAGAUUCAAUGGAUCCCUUAACGUUGAUCUGAACGAGUUCGAAACUAAUCUGAUACCGUUUCCCAGAAUCCAUUUUCCGCUCGUUUCAUACGCACCCAUACCGUCCAAAGACGGUUUUCACAAUAACUAUAAUACUGUACAAAUCACUCAGGAUUGUUUCUCCGGAGAUAACAAGAUGGUGAAGUGCAACAACAAAAACGGGAAGUACAUGGCGUGCUGUUUAUUGUAUAGAGGAGAUAUCAUCCCAUCCGAUGUAAAUAAGGCCCUGGCAACCAUCAAAAUGUCGGUGGAUUUCGUAGAUUGGUGUCCAACAGGAUUCAAAAUAGGGAUAAACACACAGCCUCCGAUGGUUAUACCUGAUGGAGAUACGUGCAAAACACCAAGAGCUGUAGCAGCACUUUCUAAUACAACAGCUAUAGUCGAGGCAUGGUCAUCUCUGAACCACAAAUUCGAUCUUAUGUAUCAUAAGAGGGCGUUUGUCCAUUGGUAUGUUGGUGAAGGGAUGGAGGAAGGUGAAUUUUGCGAAGCAAGAGAAGACUUGGCCGCCCUAGAGAAAGAUUAUGAAGAAUUGUCAAGGAAUUAUGAAGAUGAUGUAGAAAACGAAGCUUUAUCCAUGGAGUAUUAGUUUUUUCACACCACGUUCACAUAAUUUUAUCAUGAGUGUUUUGUCGUUGUUGAACAUUCUUGUUGUUUGUGAGUGAUAUUUUUUAUAUUUUAUUUCGAUUUUGAAUAUUAAUAAAUUUGAGAUAUACGAUUUCA